GUAAUGAAUGGUGGGAUCUUUGUGCUGGGCCUCAUGUUGAAUCUACUGGCAAUAUUGACAGGAAAGCUUUUGAACUUGAAUCUGUUGCUGGUGCUUACUGGAGAGGAGAUGUAAGCAAGCCAGUGCUCCAAAGGAUUUAUGGUACAGCAUGGGAGACUGAAGACCAAUUAAAAGCAUAUACUCAUUUCAAAGAGGAAGCUAAGCGAAGAGAUCACCGCCGACUUGGCCAAGAUCUUGAUCUCUUCUCUAUUCAGGAUGAAGCUGGUGGAGGUUUAGUAUUCUGGCAUCCUAAGGGAGCUAUUGUGAGGCACAUAAUAGAAUGUGCCUGGAAGAAGAUUCAUAUGGAACGUGGGUAUGAUCUGCUAUAUACUCCCCAUGUAGCUAAGGCAGAUCUAUGGAAGAUAAGCGGCCAUCUAGAUUUCUACAAGGAGAAUAUGUUUGAUCAAAUGGAGAUUGAGAACGAGAUUUAUCAGCUUCGACCAAUGAAUUGCCCAUACCAUAUUUUGGUUUACAAAAGGAAACUACACUCGUUCCGGGAUUUCCCAAUCAGGGUUGCAGAGCUGGGAACAGUGUACAGAUAUGAGUUGUCUGGGAGCUUACAUGGACUUUUCCGUGUAAGAGGCUUUACCCAGGACGAUGCACAUGUAUUUUGCUUGGAGGAUCAAAUUAAAGAUGAAAUAUUGGGUGUACUAGACCUUACAGAGGAAAUAUUGCAACAAUUUGGUUUUGCGAAGUAUGAGGUCAACCUUUCGACUAGGCCUGAGAAAGCUGUUGGAAAUGAUGAUAUAUGGAAAAAAGCAACUUCUGCACUUCAGGAUGCUUUGUCUGUCAAAGGGUGGAGCUAUCAGAUAGAUGAAGGAGGGGGUGCUUUUUAUGGUCCUAAGAUUGAUCUCAAAAUUGAAGAUGCUCUGGGAAGAAAGUGGCAAUGCUCCACCAUACAGGUGGACUUUAAUUUACCGGAAAGGUUUGAGAUGUCAUAUGUGGACACAGACCAAGAGAAGAAGCGCCCAAUCUUAAUCCACCGGGCAGUUCUUGGAUCUCUAGAGCGCUUUUUCGGCAUCCUAAUAGAGCAUUAUGCUGGCGAUUUUCCUUUAUGGCUUUCUCCAAUCCAAACUCGCCUUAUACCCGUGACUAACGCACAGCUUGAGUUUUGUAAGGAGACGGUGAAGAGAUUAAAGGCAAGUGGUAUUCGUGCUGAGCUCUGCAGCGGUGAGCGUUUGUCAAAACUGAUCAGAAAUGCAGAGAAGCAGAAGGUACCAUUGAUGGCUGUGAUAGGCCCGAAAGAAGUAGAAACCAACACUAUCACCGUCAGAUCAAGAUUUGGUGGUGAAUUGGGGACCAUGCAUGUCGAUGAUUUCAUAAGGAAAGCCAAUAAUGCAAUUGAAUGCAGAACAUUCAUUUGAAUUGCAUCCUUUAUUUUUAUUUUUUACUUCCCGGUAUCUAUGGAUUGUCGUGUAACUUGAAAUGGUGAAAUAAAGAAUCAGCAAAGCUUUGUUCGUGAUAACUUGCUUCUUGAACAAAUCCGUUUGUUUCUAAG
Messenger RNA from Cuscuta epithymum, 1537 nucleotides. Lineage: Eukaryota; Viridiplantae; Streptophyta; Magnoliopsida; Solanales; Convolvulaceae. The record is from the annotation of a GenBank genome assembly.